UCCUCCCCGCCCCCGCCGCCGCCUCCGCCGCCGCCGCAGCCAUUCAUGGCGAGGCGCCGCCGGGGGGGACUCGAACAUUAAACCCAUGCUCUUCUCCAUCCAGCCCUGCAAAUCCCAAGCUCCUGCCGCAUCCGCCGCGGCCGCCGCCGCCAUCUCGGGCAUCCGCUUCGCCGCCUCGUCGUCGCCGUCGUCGUCGCCGUCGACGGCGCUGGUUCCCGCGCCGCGUACCGAGGAGAGCCCGUUCGACUCGCUGCUCGCGUCUGAUCCCGCGCCUCCUGAGCCGCUCCGCCAGGUGCUCGCCUCUGGCGACGUCCACGCCGCGCUCCGCGGCCUCCCGGGCCUCGCGCGGCAGCUGUUUCGGUGGGCGGAGGCCACCCGGGGUGGCUUCCCGCGCUGCCCAUCCGCGUACGCCGCCGUCCUCGUCCCGCUCGCCGAAGCCAAGCACCUCCACGCCGCCCACCCCGUCUCAGUCCGCGCCAUUCACCUCGGCCUUCUCCUCCCCCUCCUGUCCCUCCUCCUCUCCUUUCCCACCACCACCUCCCUCCACUACCUCCUCAAUCUCCUCUUGCGCCUGUCCACCAAGUACUCGACAGAAUGCCGAGCUCACGACCCGGCGCCCACCACCUGUUCGACGCUAUGCCUUGCUGCUUUCCGCGAGAUGGCGCGCCACGGGGUGCCCCCUUUCAUCAAGGACUGCAACCGUGUGCUCCGUGCGCUUCGUGAUGAAGCCAGGUGGGAUGAUAUGCGCGCGGUGUAUGCAGAGAUGCUCCAGAUCGGGAUUGAGCCGAGCAUUGCCACAUACAAUACAUUACUGGAUUCUUUCUUCAAGGAGGGGAGGGUGGAUCAGGCUGCCAAGUUGCUCAGAGAGAUGGAGGCUCGGGCUGGUGGAUGCUUGCCAAGUGAUGUCACAUACAAUGUGGUGAUUAAUGGGUUGGCCAGGAAAGGUGAGCUGGAGAAGGCAGCUCAGCUGGUUGACAGAAUGCGUCUGUCCAAGAAAGCGUCAACUUUUACAUUUAAUCCAGUUAUUACCGGGCUGUUUGCAAGGGGUUCUGUUGAAAAGGCUGGAGCAUUGCAGUUGGAGAUGGAGAACGAGGGCAUUGUACCCACAGUGGUGACGUACAACACAGUUAUUCAUGGAAUGUUUAAAAGUGGUAAUGUGGAGGCGGCUCAGAUGAAGUUUGUGGAAAUGAGGGCAAUGGGAUUGCUUCCAGAUUUGAUUACAUACAAUUCUUUAAUAAAUGGGUAUUGUAAGGCAGGGAAUUUAAAGGAGGCACUUUGGUUGCUUAGUGAUUUGAGGCGUGCAGGGUUAGUCCCAACAGUUUUGACAUAUAACAUUCUUUUAGAUGGUUAUUGUAGAUUAGGUGAUUUAGACGAAGCUAGGAGAUUCAAGCAGGAAAUGGUAGAGCACGGGUGUCAGCCUAAUGUUUCUACAUACACGAUGCUCAUGAAUGGGUCUCGUAAGGUCAGGAAUCUUGCUAUGGUAAGAGAAUUCUUUGAUGAAAUGUUGAGCAAAGGUUUGCAGCCAGAUCGCUUUGCCUAUAAUACAAGGAUUUCUGCAGAGCUGAUUUUAGGUGCUACUUCCCAGGCAUUUCAGCUGACAGAGGUGAUGAUUUCAAGAGGAAUUUCUUCUGAUAUAGUCACAUACAAUAUUCUCCUUGAUGGAUUGUGCAAAUCUGGUAACCUGAAAGAUGCCUAUGUAUUGUGGAUGAAGAUGGUCAGUGAUGGUUUACACCCUGACUGUGUCACAUACACUUGCUUGAUUCAUGCACAUUGUGAGAGAGGGCGUUUGAGAGAAGCAAGGGAUAUUUUUGAUGGAAUGCUUGUAAGUGGGUUGCCACCCUCUGCCGUGACCUAUACUAUUUUUAUUCAUGCAUAUUGUAAAAGAGGAAAUCUUUACUCAGCAUAUGGUUGGUUGCAAAAGAUGCUGGAGGAAGGAGUGCGACCUAAUGAAGUAACAUAUAAUGUGCUCAUACAUGCACUUUGCAGGAUGGGGAGAACUACCUUAGCUUAUCAGCAUUUCCAUGAGAUGCUGGAAAGGGGAUUGGCACCAAACAAAUACACAUACACUUUGCUGAUAGAUGGGAACUGUAAAGAAGGUAACUGGGCAGAGGCUAUUAGACUGUAUUCUGAAAUGCAUCAGAAUGGUAUUCAUCCAGAUCAUUGCACACACAAUGCCUUGUUUAAGGGAUUUGAUGAAGGCCAGUCAAAACAUGCAAUUCAGUACUUGGAGAAUGUUGUUUUGGGCUCAUAGAUAGGUCUUUGAGAAAGAUGGACCAUGUGGACUUGUUUGGUGGAAAUCCCUAGCAAGGGAGAUGGAGCUUGGAGAACAUUUUCUGAGUAAAGAAGAUGGGUGCUGUCCAGAUAGAUAGUUGAUACAAACAUUUGCUUCGAUGUUGCCUAAUUUUUGUCAAAAGUUUUCCUUAGUCACAUGUUCAUGCUUCAUGGAGAUACAGUUGUUCUCCAAUCUCCAUUAUUUUUUUUCUUGAUAAGGUGCAGUAGAAAUCUCUUCACCAUGUGUCCCAUAUAUCUGCUACUCAAAAGAAAAGGGUGAAUGGUAGUGAACAUUUGGGACUGUGAUCUCAACAAUAGUAUAUAGGGUUUCUCUUGGUAAAAAGCCAACACUGAUUUUGUGAAAUGAAUAAUCUCUGUAACACUGACAAUUUUGCCAUAGGCAUCUGGCAUAUGCAUUGGCCUGUCAGAUAUGUAACAAUGCUCCCAUUGGUUGGAUAAUUUUAUUGAUUUUUAAUGUUAACUAUCUUGGAAGGAAAUUCUGUACUGACAUGAGCAAGACAUGAUCUGCAUAUGAGACUAUACAACAGCAGAAAUGCCCUUUAAUUCGCUAACACACACGGGUGUUUAUUCACUUAACCUGUGUUCUCAAAUCAUUACAGUUUGCUAGAGGUUGGUUUUGUGGUACGGAUGAGCUAAAAAGUCA
Messenger RNA from Oryza brachyantha (malo sina), 2935 nucleotides. Its product is annotated as pentatricopeptide repeat-containing protein At1g22960, mitochondrial. Bases 86 to 2251 code for a protein of 721 amino acids. The record is from RefSeq and is a predicted model, not a curated record. NCBI's taxonomy places the organism in Eukaryota, Viridiplantae, Streptophyta, Magnoliopsida, Poales, Poaceae. The transcript has 2 exons. Gene Ontology annotation, molecular function: protein binding.